CAAAAAUAAAAUGGCGAUAUCAAAUUUAUCACAAAAUUCUCCUUAAGAGACAUCCAAAUGAAUAGAAAGUGGUGUAAUCUUGAAGAUUUUUCGUCUGUUUGGUGUUAAAAACGUUAGAGCUAAGAUACUUCAGUCACACUUUUUUGUCUUCCCGUUUUUCCUGUCAGCGCAAUGGAUGGAGCAAGGAUACUGUUGUUUUUUUCUUUAGCGAUCAUGUCAGCAGACCAGAUAACAAGAGAAGGCUUACCUGCUUUAACAAAUGGCCAUCCAGGCACUAACCGUGGCUAUGGUAUUAUGGGAACAACUGAUGAAGAAGACAGCGAAAAGUGGGCAAAGGAACAAGAUAAGGCAUUUAAGAAGCUGGAAAAGAAUUGGUUUCAACGAAGGUUUAGUGGUGGUGGAAGCGGUAGUGGAGCUGAAGAAAGCGGAUCAGGAAGUAACAGCAAUAAACGCAAGAAACCCAUUCAAAUGUUAAUAAGCCGAUUACGCAGUUCAGAUAUCAAGCUUGGCCACAAGAGGCAGAUGGGUUACGAUGUACAGUCUUAUUCAAACACAGAUGCUAACAGAAUCAUUAAACAAGCAGUAAAUGAAACUAUUCAAGAAAAUACGACUGAACCUCCGCCAAUGCCACCUACAAUGCCCAAGACAACCAGCCCAGUUGAGCCUUACACGUAUCUCCCACCCAAUAUUACUGUUCCUCCCUCUAAGGUGACUGUGAAUGAGGUUUCAGAAACUACUACGGUUCAAGGAUCAGGUACAGCCUCUUCUAGUGUCAAUGUUAAAGGUGUCGGAGGCCAGGAAAUGUCCAUCAAAACAUCCCAAAAGGGUCCAAAUGGAGAUGGAGCAAAUAACACAUACAGUGCUAAUGGGCCAAAACCAGGAAUGCCAGUUUCUUUACACGUAGGUAAUAACUUGUCAAGUAUUGAUAUUGUGGAUAUGAAAACAACUCCAUCAAAAGCUAUUAAUCAACCAAGUUCUUAUGGAUAUUACCCGGAAUACAGUGACGCCCAAGUGCAGGAACCACAUUCUCAAGCUUUAAUUACCACCGUAUCUGGCUUGGUUCGAACUGCUCAAACUCAACCGACAGUUACACCUCUUACGCCUGUUACAAAUAACAAUACUACAAGCUUUCCUUAUAGCUACAAUAAUCAAAACCAAAUGGAGACAUCGACUGAGAAUAGCCAACCGGCAGAGACAUCUACGGCUGGCAGCAGCUAUCAAGUAAAAGGUUAUGCAAGUAAUUUGUCAAAUUAUACAUCAACAAAUAUGAAUCCUUCCACAGCCAUGGCAACUUCUGAAGGAGCCAACAAUGAAAAUUCCACUUAUAAUCAACCUUCUGUUAUAGCCGAAACUACUACUAAUUAUUAUUUAGGCGGAGUGCAAAUACAAAACCAAUCGUCUACACUUGGACAACAGUCGCAAGCACAGCAAGGCAGCUUGCCAACGAGGAGUACUUUCCCAUGGCAAAAUGUAACUCUGCCUCUUGCUCAAGGUCAAAAUCCCAAUCCUAGUAUUUCGCCUACUCAAAGAGCCGAUUUAACCCGUGGGAUUCAAAACUCUAACUCAGUGCCGUUUGAGAUUCAAAAGACGGAAAGCCAGACGCCAUAUAUGUCGGUUCAAUUCCAGACUGAAGUGGCUAACCCAACUAAGUCCCAAGGACUCAACAUCCGACCCAUACACAUUGGUCGGCUUGUGACUCAUGACAAAGAUGGAGGAUUAGUAAUUAGCAGUAGUAGUACUUACGAAAUUGGAAGAAAUGUAUUUGACGCUGGUUCUUCUUACCAUGGAAGCACUACUUUAAAUAAUGCUGGAAGCAUUCAAAAUACGCAACAACAACCAAGUGCCACAAAUACAUUUUUGAACACCACUACUAAUAUAAGCAGUCCAACAAACAAACCCAACUCAGCAGGAACAUGGGGGUAUUUUAACCAGCAAAACCAAAGGGCCAGCCCAACUAUCUUUGUCACUCCACCAAAGGAUACCUCUCCAACGCCAACUAGCUGGUUGCCCACCUAUUCAUUAUUGAAAAGUAUGAAAACAGGAGCACUUGCUUCACAGCCAGACCAGGCGACCGCAGAAGCUUCAAUAAACAUAACUGAGAUAUUAUUUCCAAAGGACGAUCACAAAGGAUUGCCUGUAAUGGUGAUGCAGUCGCCUUCUAGAGAAAACAACCCAACAGUUAAGCCUUCUCCGAUCCCACUCAUAGACAAAGGUAUCUCACAAGCAAAAAUGAAUGAAUCAAAUUUGGGUCAAUUUCAGUUUCAAAAUGUGGGCCCAACUCAAGGUCAAGCAAAUGGUUCAACUCAAAUAUUAACUCAGGGCCAAACUCAAGGUUCAAUGAAUGGUCCAACUCAAAUAUUAAACAAGGGCCAAACUCAAGGUCCAACCAAUGGUCCAACUCAAAUAUUAACCCAGGGCCAAACUCAUGGUCCAACAAUGGGUCCAACUCAGAAAUCAACUCAAAGCCCAACUCAAGGCCCAACAAAAGUUAUAACACUGAAAUUAACUCAAGGUCCGACUCAAGGUCCAGUUCCGACUUCUGGAGUUUCAACGUCAAUGUUCUCACUUGGAUCAAACCCAACAGUGGUUGGUACCGUGAAUCCAACGGCUGGAAUAAGUACUGUUACAAGUAAGUUACCAACAGCUGAAAGCAGCGCUUCUUUAUUGGCGGGCGAAGAAAAGGCAGCUGGCAACACGACUUACCUUAUCCCCAGUAUAGAAGAAAGUGGAACCAUUUCCUUGCCAGGAAGUCAGACUGAUGAGCUAACUGCAAAGGAAAUGGAAAACAUGAUGCAUGUAGAAGAUAUCGAAGACACAUUGUUUGGAAACAAAGAUAGUAUGUCCAAUGAGCUCCCAAAAAAUGAGGUAAGCCCUGGUGGUGAAAAAGAAGAGAGUGCGACACCGCAAAAGCCAAUCCAGGCACUAAUUUCUGAAGUACCAACUGCAGACCCAUAUAAAGGUGUAAAAGAUGCUUUGCUCUCAGUAGACAUUGCUCAACUGAAACCUGGAGAGCUUCUUAGCCUCCGGCUUCCAAACAGUCAAACAAGCGAUAUAUUCCAAGUCAAGGACAUUAAGUCAAAUGAUGAUGUGUCAGCUUAUUCGAGUGAUCUUGAUAAUGACCACGAGAAGUCGCUUGACAAAAAGCACAUUCUAUAUGCCAUCAUAGAAAAAGUAAAACAUAAUAAGGAUUAUCGAAAUGCAAUGAAAGCUAUAUUUUCGACAGGUGAUAGAAGAUCAUGGAAAAGCUCAAAGAAAUCAGGAUCUGUUGUCAGAGGAAAGUUAAAAACGAUUGCACUACCUCAGAGGGCCAUCCUUAGAAGUUAUUCCAAAAAUCAAUUAGAUAAAAAGAACGAAGAAAAAUUUGCAAAACUUGUCCAGGAAAAUAUUGGGUUAAUGAAUGUAGCUGGUUCACAUUUUUCUAAAGAAAUGAAAAAUCCUGAUAUUGAAUUUGAUCAAGUUCAUCAUGUCGUAGAAAAGUACGUUAAGAAAGACAGCAAUGAUGCAAAUAAGUUGCGCCUUAAGUUGAUGUCAGUAGGAGCAAAGAUGCAUCGUCUACAACGGAAAUCAAGUAUCAGAGGCUCUAAGAGGUCUGGCCUUCGUGGUCAUCGCCAUUAUAAUAAGAAAAAGUCAAGUGAUGAAAAAGGUUAUAAGAAAACAGAAGGAACUUUUGAAGUGACGUUGAACGUCUCUGGUAAGAAGAAGAAGCCAAGUGAAGAAAAAACCAAAGAAGACGAUAAAUCAGAAAAAACAGCCAAUAAACUUAAACCCGGAAGCAAGCUAAAAUUCAUGGGAACUUUUACGGACCAGAAAAAAGAAAAUGGAGAAGAAGACAAAGUGAAAAAGAUAUCAUCUUUACGAACAGAGCAAACUUCACAGGGAUUGCAGCCUAACAGACAGCCAGGAAACGUAAUUAUUGAGGACGAAAAGGGUAAUGUAUUGUACAAGGGCCCAGUUGACAUAGCGGCUCUUAACCAAACUGUUACCAAAAAUGGAGGAAAUGACACUGGCUUUCAACUACAAAAUGUAGGCUACAGAGUAGACCCAUCAGCAAAUUCUGAAGAAAAUGUCGUUCUUAAGCAAGGUUUGCAGCAAGUGAUACCGAAGAAAAGAAGCAGAGGGUUACUCCAUCGUCGCCAUCGUCUUGACAUACAUAACAACCAUUUAAGACGAAGAUACUCUAGGUCUAUAGAAAUAAAAAAGGAUGUUAUAGCAACAAAAAAGACUGAUGGAACUUUUAAGCUGACUCUUGCGGUAUCUGGUAAGACAAAAGAAGCAGCAAAUGCAGAAACAAAUAAAGAAGGAAAAGAUGACGUGAACAUUAAUGACGCUAGGCAUCAAUUAUUUCACGAUGAGAAAGAGCUAACGUUCAGCGGCACGUUUACUGAUGGCAAAGAUUCGAAAGACGAAAACGGGAAUGAGAAGAAAAAAGAGAAAGAGAAUGGGGAGGAACACGAAGAGCAUAAGAAAGAAAAUGAGGAAGAAGAAGAAGAGCAGCAAAGCAAGGAAAAGAAAAAAGCAGAAAAUGAACAGAAAUCUUCAGAAAAAGAAUUUUCAAAUAAAAACGGUCAAGGUAACACUACAUCAAUGUCACAACCAAAAGUAAAUGCAACAAAUGUGAUAAUAGAAGAUGGAAAAGGGAAUAUUCUUUAUAAAGGACCAGUCGAUAUUGCUGCAUUAAAUAAAACUGUGUCGACUAAAAAUGGAACAUAUUCAGGAUUCCACUUGGAAACUGCAGGCUAUAAAAUCGAAGAAUCAACAGAUCCUCAGGAAGUGGAACUCCUAAACGAUGGUUUACAGCAUGCCAUACAACCAAGUGGUACAGGUACAGAUCCUCAGGAAUUGAAGCUCCUAAACGAUGGUUUACAGCAUGCCAUACAACCAAGUGGUACAGGCAGCCCGUUGCAGUUUCUUGAACCUAAAAGAAAGAGAAGGUCCUUACUUGAUGAUACUCAGCCUUCAAAGAAAACAGAUGGGACUUUUACUUUAACUCUUGCAUUAAAAGAUGACAAGAAAAAGAAGAAAGAAAACGAGGAGCAAAGGAAGGAAAAUAAAGAAAAAGAGGAUCAGCAAGAUAAGGAAAGAAAGCCAAAUGAAGAUGGAUAUUACUCUGAUUUUCCACAAAAGAACGACAACGACAACUAUAACAAGGAAACUGCAAGUGGGCUGGAAAAAUUAAGAAAUGUUGAAGACGGUAAAACUGAAUCGGAAAAAGCAAAAACGGUAUCACCACAUGUGAUAAUUGAAGAUGAACAUGGGAAACCUUUAUACCAAGGUCCGGUCGAUAUAUCUGCUCUUAACAAAUCUGUUGCAUCAAAGGGAGGAUCGUUAGGGUACGAGCUACAGAAAGCAGGUUACCAACUUAUAAAAGAGCCUAAUCAAGAGCAACCUGUUAGUCAGAGCGAGACAACGAGCAGCCAAAAUGAUGUUGUCAUCCAGGAAGCCUCUGAGCAUCCAAAUAAUUCUCCCAACUCUGCAAGUGUAUACCAAACAAAACAGCAGUCAGAUAAUAGUGACACCAAUGUCAUCAAUAUUUCUAGCAGUAAUGGUGAUGUAUUGUCAGGCAAUCAGGAUGAUCAAAGGGUUUCAGUUGAUGUAACAAAUGAUGAUGGAAGCCAAGACCACAGCAUGUCUGCUGUAGGUAACGAACAGCAGUUAUUGAAAGUUUUGCAAAUAGCAUCAAAUAUCAAGCCUUCUGAUAUUUCCAGCAAUAAAAAGGAGCAGGAGGAUGGUACCAAAACCCUUUUUAAUGCGUUGCCAACGUUAAAUAAAGAGAUUGAUCAAAAACCAAGCAAAUCAAAAUUCAACCCUUUGCCCGCGUUUAAUGAUAAAGAAUAUGCCCAGCAACAAUCAGUCAGUGAUGGUAAAAUAAAAUUUGUGCAAGAUCAAAUGGAUAAGAAAAAAUAUCGCGAAGAUAAAGCAAAAGUAAAAAGUUCGGACCACAAAAUCAAAAAUCAGGAACAAAAUGGUUCAGAUCAACGGAAGAAUCCUGUUACAGCAUCCACCUCCUUCGUAGAUACGACUAACAGUAAACUUCUUCAUAUAUAUACACCAAAGCCCGAAUUGUCCUCAAAGAAUCGCAAUUUGGAGGGAAAUUCGAAGCAAAAUGAUCAAAGUGCGCCAGAGAAAAUUCCAAGUGACGAAAUGCCUCAUGAUGAAAAAAAUAGUCAAAGUAACAAAUCCUUAGGAAGUGCAGCAAAGGCGCAAAACGAUGUGGAAUUGAAAAAUAAAGAGAACAGUUACAAUGUGUUAAUGACUGACGCUCAAAAUGGUGCAUCUUCUAUUGGAGGAAAAAUACUGCAGUCAGCUACCGUUAUAGAUGAACACAAAGAUCGGAAUCAAAACGAAGGCUUGUCUAAAGAAAACCCAAUGGCAAAUACUAUUCCUAAUGAUGGUCAAGGAGAUGUUUCUGACAGCAGUUCUUUGAACAAAGAAAAUGAUCCAAAUCAAAAUGGACAAAUAAACCCAAAGAAUGUAGCGUUUCUAGCUCAAAAUAUACCUGCAAAUGUUCAAGUGAAUGAAGCAGGUAUAAAGACUCCAGCAUCUCAAAUGUCCCUUAUAGGACAAGACAUCAACAAUAAUGGCAAACACUUUCCAAAGAAAUACCAAGUUUUAAAGCUAACGAGAAACAAGCUAAAAGAACUGCUUGCAAGUAGUGCAAACACUGCAAAUGUUGCGAACACUGUAAACAUUGCAAACAAAGAAAAAGAACAACAGCAAAUCCCUGUUGCUGCAGCUAUGCAAGACAAUCCGAAAGUUGACAAUAAAGAUGAGUUUAAAGGGCCAAACAAUGGCAUGGAGCAGCCCAUAACUCUCAUUCUUUCAGGUCCGUAUCUCGACCAAUUAGAACCGAGGAACGAUAGCGCUAGCCCACCAACAAAUGCUUUGGCAAACGAUCAAUUAAAUAGUGGAAGUCAGGCACGUCAAAAUCAAGUCAAUAUGACGCAAACAAAUGUGAAGAAUGUAAAUGCUUGGCUAAAUAAUCCAGAAGGCAAGAACAUUUCCAGUAUGUUGCCAAACGAGAUGUUUGGAAAUGAUGACGACAAAAUAUUGAUUGGAGGAGGAGGGAAAACUGUUAGACCAGCAGCAGCAGCCGAAGGUGCGUUCAAAAGUCAAGAAGCUGCCUCAGGAUUGAAUGUACUGUUAAAAACCCCGGAAGUUCAAAACCCUGCCUUUUUGGUACAAAGCAAAAAUACAUCCCCUUUAAAGAUUUCGCCAAUAAAUCGUUUAGGAGUGGAAGCCAUGCCAACGAUAUCCGUCCUAAGUGGUUCUGGACAAAGAGUUGACUGCCAUGCAUUACCUGCUGGGAGCUCUUUAACACUGUUGAGAUGUGGACCAAAUGGUCAACGCAUAGUUGGUCCAACAGUAUCAACAAUUUCAAAGGCUCAGGUAGCAAGUAUGUUGAACCUCCAAAUGAACGAUAUGCCUCCACAGAACCCUGUACCACAACAUCGGUUAACAGAGCCAGAUGUUGUACAGAAUCUAAUGGGAGCACCUGAAAUACGGAUGAAUGACGAGCCUCUAUCAAAUAACCAACGCGAACCAAAGAAACAGGAAUAUGGAUACGGCACGGUAACAGACCCUACCCUCUACCACAAAAUGAGCACAGACAUAAGAGAUUAUCUAGAUAAAGAAAUUGAUGAUGAAAAGAAUAUGAUUCAAAACCUUCUUGUGGGAAGUAGUUCACCGAGGGCUUCGCUUCCAUCUCAAAAUAACGACGACACAGAUGAUAGUCUUCCCUUUGGGUUCGCAUACAUUCCCGGUGCAUCUGAAAGCAGCUUGUACAACACAGAAGUAAAAAACCAACAAAUGUAUCAGGGAUUCCCGAAUGAGUAUAUAAACACCUUGUCAAAUGUAGGUACCUCAAGGUUGCCCCAUAAGAUGUUUCGAUCAAGAUCAAGACAUAGAAAUACCAGGAGAUCCCAAAUUAAAAAAGCAAAUAGAAAACUAGGCCCUUGGAAACGUCGAAAAUCGAGCAGAAGCAGAAAAAAAUCUCGUGAACACCCUGUGAGACACUGGAGUUUUGGAGGGAUGUUUCCGCCUACUUUGCCUUUACUUAUACGUCCGCUUUAUCCACAACCAUGGUUGUUGACGAAGAGAUGUUGCAAUGAUAACAAAAACAAUCGUAAAUGUUCUAAAACUUUAUCAUCGCUAUCGAAAAUCGAGAAUUUGCCAACACCGGCCCCUGCCAGCAUGAGUGUGUGGGAGUAUCUUGGUCGAGUGCUGUGUAGCUGUCCCUGUUGUAUAGAAUGUUAUGACUGGUGAAAAACUUAAGUUAGGCCAUUACUUUUCUAGAAAAAAUGAAGAAGAACAGGCUCUGCGCAGCCAUUCUUACUUUGAAAAUAAGUAAGUCGACUUAUAAGAACAUGCAUGUCGGAACAAUUUUUGUAGAAGAAAAUAGGAAAUAGGUUAUCGUAAUAGAUGAUCAGACGCUUCUCGCAGUUUUCCAUGACACGACGUUUGAGAAUCAUGCGUAAAUGACAAGUAAAAUGUACAGCUGCAUUGCUGUCUCAAACGUUGGCUCAGUUGUGGGAAUUUACAUUGGUAGACGAGCUUGAAAUAAUAAUAGAAAUAUUGAAUAAUGAUUAUUAAUGCCACCGCCAACUGAAAUGUCCAACUCUGUUUGAAAGUGGUAGGGUUUUCCAUAUAUGUUUUAUGUAUGAUAUAUUCUAAUUGCUUGAUAGUAAGUGUUUAUUUAUAAUUAGUAAGGCAAUUGCAGCAAGAAUCGUGGCUUGAAAUAAAUACAUUGAUUGUGUUGUUGCACAUUAACCUAUUUAGUACACAGAUCAAUUAUGCAUAUACUAAUAUUUAUAAGAAAAUACGAAUACAACACAUUGAAACAAUUACUAUAUUUGGCUAUUAUAAAAUUCCUAUUUAACAAAUUUUACAAAAUCAAUCAAGUUAGUUAGACGAUCAAAAUUCUUAAUUUGUAAAGCAAGUGAGACUAGCUAUAAUUACGAAUUUAAACUGAAUUAAAUUAAGUACGUACUGUUGAAUAAUAAUAAGGAGUAUACACUUCAGAACAUACAACGUAGAAGCUGGGACACAAAGUUAUAAUAGAUUCUGGGAAAUCACGUACAUAAUUAUCCUCUAAUCUGUUCGUCUGAGAAACACAGAAGAUAUGAAACAUGUGUUAAGGCCUCCAUGCUUUCCGUCAGUGCAACCAAUGAUAAGCAUUUCACAUGUUGUAUUUCUAGGUACAUCUAAUUAACGUACUUUAUUUUGGUCUCAGCUUCUAUGUUCUGCGUUUUUGAGUGAUUUUGCUGCUAAGUUUAUACUGUUUAUAAGCAUGAAACUAUUAGUAGCAUGAUCAGGAUCUCAUCAUUACUCUUGACUAACGUUAAGUGUUGUAGAUGAAUAAAGUACGUUUAUCAAUUUUGUACAUCAAAUAAAAGAAUAAUUGUGUACGCUCA
Actinia tenebrosa (Australian red waratah sea anemone) is the source of this 9410-nucleotide messenger RNA. RefSeq lists its product as uncharacterized. NCBI's taxonomy places the organism in Eukaryota, Metazoa, Cnidaria, Anthozoa, Actiniaria, Actiniidae. Gene Ontology annotation, molecular function: ubiquitin protein ligase activity. Gene Ontology annotation, cellular component: nucleus. Gene Ontology annotation, biological process: ubiquitin-dependent protein catabolic process; protein ubiquitination; mRNA processing. The record is from RefSeq and is a predicted model, not a curated record.